AUUAUGACAUGUCUCUGUCCUGAGCAUUCAUUAAUGCUUAUAACAGAUGUCAUUAAGUGUUAUCCGGCAAAUGAUCUCACUUUUGAAUGGAUGCAAAAGAUCCAAGAUGUACAAAAAUUGAGUUAGUGACAUAAUUUGCCAAAUGACACUUAAUGACAUAAGCAUUCAGUAACGAUAGUGUCAUGUCAUAAUUUUGAUGAUCUUAUGACAGUUUUAUGACACCGCUGUCAAAUAAAGUGUUACCUAAAAAAAUCAACAAAUAAGCCGCACUGGACUAUAAGCCACAGGUAUCAAAAUGAAGGAAAAAAGUAGCGGCUUAUAGUCUGAAAAUUACGGUACACAUAAAAUGUCAAACAUUGUGAACAUGUGACGGAAACUAUGAAGCAUUUUCAUCUCGUUCUCGUCUUUUCAGAUGAAAACUGGCAUUAGUCUCGUUAUGUUUUAGUCUCCGAAACAGGGGCAUCACUAGCUUUUAAGAAUCAGGGGGGCUUAGCCCCCAGGAGAUGGCAAGGAUGUAAGUGAACGUUAUAUAUAUACAUUUAUAUAUUUUUAAUGAUAGAAGGUAAUGCCAUGACUUUCGCUCACAACACAGUACUGUAAUUGUUUGUUCCUGAAUAUUUGUAAGUCGCACAAAUGUCUGUAAUUUAGAACCCUGAAAAAUACUACUAAUUUCUUGAUUUCUAAUUUGUUGAAGUAAUAUCUGGGUCAGGGGUAAUUUGUCUCACACACCCACCCUGCUAGAUGAGGACCUGCGAGGCAUCUAUUUCUCAAACUAGAGACUCUUAUGUAUUUGUCUUCUUGCUCGGUUGUGCAGCGGGGCCUCCCGCUUCUCUUUCUACUCUGCUUGGAUCUUGUUUGUGCUGCUCUCUGAACGGAGUUGUACUCAGCGUUAUUGGAAAUCUUCAAUUUCUUGGCAAUUUCUCUUAUGGAAUAGCCUUCAUUUCUAAGAACAGAUUGUCGAGUUUCACGUGAAAGCUGUCUUUUUCUGGCUAUUUUGAGAGUUUAAUCAAAUCCACAAAGGUGAUGCUCCAGAUACCCAACUAGCUCAAAGGAAGAUCGGUUUUAUAGCUUCUCUAACCACGUAAACUGUUUUGAGCUAACAUAAUUGCUCAAGGGUUUCUAUUCAUCUAUUAUCCUUCUAAGGCAACUAGCAAGCACAAUGUACCAAUAAAACACUGGAGUGAUGUUUGCCGUAAAUGGGCCUCUUUACAAAACUACGUAGAUAUUGCAUUAAAAUCGGACGUUGCCAGCUAGAAUAGUCAUUUACCACAUUAAUAAUGUAUAGAGUAGGGUUGUUCCAAUCAUGUUUUUUUGCUCCCGAUCCGAUCCCGAUCGUUUUAGUUUGAGUAUCUGCCGAUCCCGAUAUUUCCCGAUCCGAUUGUUUUUUUUUGCUCCCGAUUCAAUUCCAAUCAUUGCUGAUAAUUUCUCCCGAUCAUAUACAUUUUGGCAAUGCAUUAAGAAAAAAAUGAAUAAAACUCGGACAAAUAUAUACAUUCAACAUACAGUACAUAAGUACUGUAUUUAUUAUGACAAUAAAUCCUCAAGAUGGCAUUUACAUUAUUAACAUUCUUUCUGUGAGAGGGAUCCACGGAUAGAGACUUGUGACUUUGUAUAUUGUGACUAAAUAUUGCCAACUAGUGUAUUUGUUGAGCUUUCAGUAAAUGAUACUGCAGCCAUUCAACCCAAAAGCAUGAUGGGAAGUGGACCCAUGACUGUGCGUAGUGCUACCAAUGGAUAUAUCUUCUCUGCGUUGGGAAAUAACAUAAGGUGGUAAGAAAAAGAUCAUAUUUCUAAUCGUAGGUAGAGGGAUUGUAAGGCUUUAGCCUAUUACAAAAGGCUCCAAAGGCUGUCAAAAUUCACUCUACUCAUUUAACGCUCCCUUUUAUCUCUCUAAAUGGGUAAGACGGCACCAUUUCAGAUUGAGCGCGACAAUGCGUGAGUGGAUCGUGCAACGCAUGCAUUGAUUGUGUUAAAUAUUUAACGUGAUACAUUUUUAAAAAAUUAAAUACCACCGUUAUCGGUACCUUAAGCCUAAACUAAAGACUCUGGAUUAGAGUAACAUAUUAUGUCUGUAACGUUAAAUACAUUUAGAAAACGAUUUAAUUAAAAGAAAUAUAUAUAUCAAAAAAAGGCAUGGCCGGUAUUUUCUUGCCGAUUCCGAUACUUUGAAAAUGACGUUAUCAGACCCGAUCGAUCGGCAUCGGGACAUCUCUAGUAUAGAGUGUUUUUCUGAUUAGUUUAAUGUUAUUUCCAUUGAAAAAAACUGUGUUUUUCUUUCAAAAAGGAGGAAAUUUUUAAGUGACCCCAAACUUUUGAACGGUAGUGUAAGUCGCAGGCCUCCCCCCAAAAAGUGCAACUUCUAGUCCAGAAAAUAUGGUAAAUUUAAAUGUAAAUACAGCAGAAGGAUAAAAACAGCCACAUGAUUGGACGCCUGUCACGUCAAUGGCACUGAAAGAGUAUGUUACACAUUUUUGAUGGCAUCCAAAAAAGAAAAAAGUUCUCCAGCCGUGCAGCCAAAAGUCUGAAACUCCAAUCAGAGCCAGGAAAAAUCCUGACUGUUUGUGUUUGCCUGCACUAAAUUAUCCAGCAUUAGUCAUCAUGAAUGCAGACAGAAGCAGUGCAUUGUCAGCAAGCGUCCCACUGGGGCCCUGAUGUAAAACUCAAUGACUUAUCCCAGAUUACACGGCAAAGUUUACAUCUUGCAAUGGAGAAAAAGUGGCAGCAAAUCACUGCUUCGGUGCCAUUGACAAUGAUAAACGUCCAAUCGCGUAGCUCUUUUCGCUGUGAGUUUGUCACGACUAAUCUUGUCACGAUACAAAAAAUUAGGAGUCGACCGAAAAGGGAUUUUCAAAUGCAGAUGCCGAUAUCUAAAAAAAUUCUCAGCCGAUUCCCGAUAGCCAAAGCUAUCGAUAUACUGUUUUUUUAAGCACGUACAUGAUGAAAGGCAAUUUUUAAAAAAUUGCUUCAACAGCUUCAAAUUUACAGGAUUAUUUCAUUCUAGUGCUACCAAACCAGCGAACGCAGCACUUCUUUUUAUGAUUAUACACACUCAGCAAGAACAGCACAUUAUUUUAAAAUAAUUAAAGCCACCAGGACUUGAUGAGGAGAUGUAAACAAGUGAGAGUUUAAGUGGAUGUUCGCCAUGCUAAUGGUAAUGCUAACGGGAAUGCUACGCUAACGCUAUGAGUUACAUUUUAAGUGCGAGGAUCACUCAGUGAACAAGCUGCUGCAGGGUCCUUCCAGUGUCCUACUGUCAGUCAGCGGCGGCCACAGUUGCCCACACAGAUGCCAGAUCAGAAUCCUUUUUUAUCAGUAUUUAUUUAUUUGUUUGUUAAUUGGCCGAUGGCCGAUGUUGGGGAAAAAGUCCAUUUAUCGGUUGGCCUCUAUUAAAAAUUUUUACCUCGAUAUCGAUACUUAAAUUAACUUCAAUCGCAUUUUUUUGAAAUUACAUAAAUAGAAUUUUAAAACUUAAAUGUUUUUUUUAUUUGUAUUUUUUACUAACGCUCUGAUUUGCUGCCAGCCCUCCUUUUCCAAAAGGACUAUCAGUCAAUGGGAGACAGUAAGUUUCAUCAGCAUUUGUUGCUCCUGUUUCAGUGCCAUUGACGGCACUAGACGUCCAUUCAUUUGGACUGGGAGAGGGCUAAUGAAUAUUUUUUUUAAACAUACAGGUAGCCCCCGAGUUACGGCCGUAUUUAGUUCAUACGCUGGCGACGUAACCCGAAUUUCCGUGUAAGUCGGAAUUAACCCUUUAAGUACCCCUAAAUCUCAAAAUAACUAUCCAAAGUAUUGCAAUUUGUUUAAUGAUGAAGGAUACUCUGCCCUCUGGUGACAGGGUUAGGGUUAGGUACAUACAGUAUAUUGACAUUCAAUUUAUGUACAAUAAACAGCUACAUUAGAACUAAAGUGAAACCGUGUUUGGUUUAAAAUGAAUGAACUGAAUGGCUGCCGAUAACUUUUUGAAUUUUGCACUGAAGCUUUAUUUGAAGGAAAUGAAACGUGAAUUGAAAGAGCAGUAUCGGUCAGAAAAAUUUCCCAAAGUGAGAUUGUUUUCUAAAAUUGUUCAGCUCUAGAGGACACAUGAUUCAACUUAUUCAUUGAAGAACAACAACUACAGUGUUAUCCUGAUUUUUUGAUAUCACCAGGGUCUUGUGGCUCCCGAAAUUAUUAUUAUUUAAUAAUUUUUGAACAAGAGACAGCCGUAACGGCUGUUGGAGUAUUGAAGGCUGCCGACUCCGACGCUAGAUCAUCCCCGGGCUCGUUUAAAUAUACUGUACUGUAUGGUCACAGCGAUGUUAGAUAAUAUAUUAUUAUGUAAGCCAGAUUUUCUCAUCAGCAUCUGUUCUUGAUGGUAUAUUCCAUACUUUAUUCAAACAGCUGCGGCUGGGAUUUAGCCAUGAGUGUUUUCACAAGAUUGGAUUUUAGGAGGAAGUCCCAAAUUAUUACUUGUGUAACUCUCGCAUAGAAGACAAAAACACAGUGUUGCAGGAAAAGCAACAUAAAAAACUCUUUGGCUGCCAUUAACAGUAAUAGACAUCAAAUCCAUUUUGUCUGUGUGACUUGUGUAUUUAAUGUAGGGAACUCUGUCAUCAUAAUCGUUUUUGUUAUUGCCAUUAGUACUGUGCUAUAUGAUGAUAUAUAUUGCCAAAAUGAUAUCAAAUUUUCUAUCGACGUCAUUAUCGCAAUAAAUAGACCUGUUCCUGCAAUGCACAUUUUGGACGACGGAUGUCGCCCAAUUUGUGCUGACUUGCUCCAUUGAUUGGAUUCUAUAUUAGGGGUGUGACAAAAUAUCGAAAUGGUGGUGUGUCAUGAUAUUUUGUAUCCCAAAAGAUUGAUAUUGAGAUUGCAGUUUAGCGCACUGUCGAGCUAGGACUUAGCGCCAAUGUCUUGACGAAGAAAGUACAGUGACGCAUAAUAUGUUUUUUGAUAGUUAUUUUGAGAUUUAGGGGGUAUUUAGGGGUAAUUAAAGGGUUAAUUCCAACUUCCGCGUAAAUUCAGGUUACGUCGCCAGAGUAGGAACGGAACUCAUUCGCAACCCAGAGACUAAUUAAAAAUUUGUAAUUAAAUUUUUUUUUAAAUUUGUAAUUAAAAAAAUGUACAUUUCUGCAUUAUAUCACCAUCAAAUGUGAUUGAUCUCAGUUCAAAAUCACACAGAUUAAAUAACAGCGUCUGCUUUAACUAAAACCACCUAAACAUUUAUAGGUUUUCAUAUUUUAAUGAGUAUUGUAUGCAACAAAAACAAAAGAAGAAAAAAUAACUAAGUGAACCAUCACAUCUAAUAUUUUGUGCCCCCUCCCUUUGGCAGCAUUAACCUCAACCAGACACUUCCUGUAGCUGCAGAUGAGUCUGGCACAUCGAUCAGGAAUAAUUGUGGCCCAUUCUUCUCUUCAAAACGGCUGUAGUUCAGUCAGAUUCCUGGUAUGAAUCACUGUCUUUUGGUCAAGCAGCAGCAUCUCAAUGGGGUUCAAGUCUGGACUUUGACUUGGCAUCUCCAGAACAUUUAUUUUGUUCUUCUGAAACCGUUUUGAAGUUGAUUUACUUCUGGGUUUUGGAUCAUUGUCUUGUUGCAGCAUCCAUCCUCUUUUUAGCUUCAACUGUGUGACAGACGGCCUCAGGUUUUCCUGUUACACCUUUGAAUUCAUUCUUCCAUUAAUGAUUGCAAGUUGUCCAGGCCCUAAAGCAGCAAAACAGCACCAAAACAUGAUGCUCAUUCCACGGUGGGGAUGAGGUGUUGAUGUUGGUGAGCUGUUUCGUUUUUCCUCCACACACGACGUUGUGUGGUACUCCCAAGCAAUUCAACUUUGGUUUCAUCAGUCCACAAAAUAUUUUGCCAAAACUUCUGUGAAGCGUCCAAGUGCCUUUUUGCGAACAUUAAACGAGUACCGAUGUUUUUUUUUAGACAGCAGUGGCUUCCUUCGUGGAGUCCUCCCAUGAACAUGGUUCAUGGCCAUAGUUUUACAUGUAGUUGAUAUGUGCACAGAGAUAUUGGACUAUGCCAGUGAUUUAUGCAAGUCUUUAGCAGACACUCUAGGGUUCUUUCUUUAUCUCUCUGAGUAUUCUGCGCUGAAUUCUUGGCGUCAUCUUUGGUGGACGGCCACUCCUUGGGAGAGAAGCAACAGUGCCAAACGCUCUCCAUUUGUAGACAACUUCUCUGACUGUCGAAUGAUAAACAUCCAGACUUUUAGAGAUGUUUUUUUUUUUUUUUUUUUUUUGCUUUCCCAGCUUUAUACAAAUCAACAAUCCUUGAUAGCAGGUUUUUACACAGCUCUUUUGACCAAGCCAUGAUGCACAUCAAACAAUGCUUCUCAUCAAGACAAUUCUUACCAGAUUGACUGAAACAAGAGCAAGAGCGUCGACCGACAGGGGUGACUCCGACAACUCGGACAUGCACGAGCUAGAUCUCGUCUCUUGUAUCAUCUUGAAAGAAUGGUCUCCAAAAUGAUCAUUUAAGAAAUCUUCUCUAGUCGGGUUGACGUCUCACUGGUUGCCGUGGGUGAGGGAAAAGGCCUUUCUCUCUCUGUAGGUGUUCUCUAUUCCACUUUGCGUCUUCAUGUUUUGGGGGUCUUUGAGUGCCCCCGCCCUCUGCCGACCCCCCUGCUCCCGCUGCCACCACGGCCAGCCACCCCAGCCACUUCGUUGCCAUGCCAACAGAGACACUCGCUCCAGCUCUGCCAGAUAGCAAGGCCGCUGGCGCUGCAACACCCUUCAGUUCUGCCGUACCCCUCCGAAUUCUCAACAAGGGCCCGGAUUACUUUAGGAGACAGGUUGAACCCAACCCAAAACGCCUGAGUGCCGUCGAGAGACUGGAAGCUGACAAAGCAAAGUAUGUCAAGAGCCAAGAAGUCAUCAACGCCAAACAGGAACCCAUCAAACCUCCGAUUCUGGCCAAGCCUCCGAUCGUCCUUUCCAAGAGAACCUCUGGCGUUUGCGGCGGAGCACCACCUUUCAAACCUUCCAAUAACAACGCCAAGUCAGACACGUGCGCGACCGGCAGCGCCGGCGGCAAACGGGAGAAUUUAAACCUGGAGAUCCUAAAGAAUCUCCUUAACUCAUCGUCUUCUUCGGGAGCCGGGUCCAAAGGCCUCGGUGGUGGCGCUAAGAGUGCCGUGUUGAUGAGGUCAUCUGGGGGAUUGACAAGAAGUUGGACGCCGUCCAGGAUGCCAUUAACCUACCAAUCCACCAUGGCUCUGAACGAGCAACCCCGAGACUCUGCUCCCAGUCCCAGCACUUCACAUUCUCUGCGCUCAUUUUCCCAUUCCUUGAAAGUACCUCCGGCGCGCGGCGGCGGACGCUGCAGUCCGCAGCUGCUGGGAAACCUCAAUCUCAGCCGAGUAUCGGAUGAAAGAGGCGGCGAAGGACGGGGCGCGGAGAGAUCGCGGUCUCCGCUACCGCCGCUGCUGACGUCGCACUCCUCCUCCGACCUCCUGCGACUGUGCAACGGCAAACCGCUGCGCGCGGCGCGAUCCAGCAGCUCCUCGGCUCCGCCGCUUCCCCCGAAACCUCACCCCGCGUCCCUACCGCCUCCCGCCCUGUCGCUGCCCCCGCCUCGUCCCAAUCCGUCCCCGUCGCCCUGCGACAACCCCGCCCCUCGCGACGUCGGAGAGGCCGCCGACGCGCCGGCGGAUCCCAACCCGGAGCUCGGUUCUUCCGUCGCGCGUCGUUCCUCGCUACACAGGUCAAAAUCGGACCUGUCGGACAGGUACGCCCGGGCCGGGGCCGACGUGGAACGCUUUUUUAACUACUGCGGCCUCGACCCCGAGGAGCUGGAGGCCGUCGGGCCGGAGAGCUUCGCCCGGGCCAAUUCCGACAUCGUCAGCUUGAACUUCAGAUCGGCUUCCAUGAUUUCCUCGGACUGCGACCGCUCGCGCCGGUCCUCCAACGACGGGCUGUCGGACGGGGACGAGGCGGAAGACGAGGACGAGGAGGCCGGAGAGCGAGUUCCUUACGGCAUCUCGGCCGUGGAGCGCAACGCCAGGGUCAUUAAAUGGCUGUACAGCAUCAAACAGGCCAGAGAGACGCAAAAAGUCUCUCAUGUCUAGAUAACAAUCAAAGCGCUUCUCGUCACUGGUCUGAAACUGCUUUCGAAAGAAUACAAUGACAUGUAUGAACACCAACCGGUUCAAUUCAUUCGCAAGUAGAGGUCGACCGAUUUGGGAUUUUCAAAGGCCAAUUUUAAAAAAAUCAAUAAAUUCAAACCCUAACCCUUCACUACCCUAACCCUAAAGUCAAUUUUGUAAGCUGAUAUUUGAGGCCGAUAUUCUUCAAAUUGAUUACGAAAGGUUAUUGAAAUAGUCAUAAAUAUGUCUUCAAGAUUCAAGUUUUCUUCUGCUACUUCCUUUUGGCCACUAGGUAGUGCAAAAUCGCAAUGAAAGGGGAAGUGCAGAAUUUUUUCAAUCAGGCUUAAUGAUCGAGUUAGCGAAGGCUUAAUUAGUCGCAAGGGCGUAGGUUUGGUCCCAACAUUCAGUGUUGUCACAGAUUACUUGAAAAAGUCAUUUAUUUACGGAUUACUGAUUACUCUUCAAAAAAGUAAUCUAAUUACUUUACUGAUUACUUCAUUAUCAAAGUAACUAAGUUACUUUAAAAGUCAUCUGUCAGUUACUUUUUACCCAUUUUUCUUCCUUUGCCGCCUCAACAUAAGAAUGACAACAGAAAAAUGUCAUCACCUUUCCGAGGGGAAUAUCAGAAUUUCGCGCUAGCUUAGCCACUCCGGAGCCCUGAAACUAACAAAUAUCUGACAAACUGCUUGGAAUUUGUUGAAAUCAACUCCACCGACCAAUUAAACCCGCUAACUCUAAGAUUAAGACUAAUGUCAAAACUUCUGAAUUUUGGGUUAUGGUUAACAGCAUAUCAGAGCCAAUGUAAAAAAAUUAGGGGUGUCAAACGAUUAAAAUUUUUAAUCGAUUUAAUUACAGCUUAAAAGUUAAUUAAUCGUAAUUAAGCACAAUCGCAAUUCAAACCAUUUAUAAAAUAUGCCAUAUUUUUCUGUAAAUUAUUGUUGGAAUGGAAAGAUGAGACACAAGAUGGAUAUAUACAUUCAACAUAUGGUACAUAAGUACUGUAUAUGUUUAUUAUAACAAUAAAUCAACAAGAUGGCAUUACCAUUAUUAACAUUCUUAUAAAGCGAUCCAUGGAUAGAAAGACUUGUAGUUCUUAAAAGAUAAAUGUUAGUACAAGUUAUAGAAUUUUUGUAUUAAAACCCCUCCUAAUGUUUUCGUUUUAAUACAAUUUGUAAGAUUUUCUAUCAAAAAAUAAACUAGUACCCCGCCAUUGUUGAUGCCAAUAAUUACUUACACAAUGCUCGUGGAUGCUGAAGCCGAUAAAAUUAGUUGCCCCAAUCGCCAGCAGAGGGCGGCAAAACUCCGAAAAACACAAGUACACAUUUCACUGUGCUGUCAUUUUAAUGUUUGAGCGGGGCAUGUGCGUUAAUUGCGUCAAAUAUUUUAACGCGAUUAAUUAAAAAAAUUAAUUACAGCCCGUUAACGCGAUAAUUUUGACAGUCCUAAAAACAAUGCAAACUGACUGCACAAAAUUGCAAAGGUGGUGGCGGGCGCGGAUGCGCGUCCACUACCCGGAAGUACUCCUCUCAACACACAGGCGGUCAAUUUGGCCACAAAACGCACUUUACACUCAAUCGGACUUACAACACAUCCCACAGAUGCUAAACGAACACAUCAUGAUGUAAACAAAGCUUGCCAACUUGGAGCGAUGACUGCCCGUCGUUGCUACAGCAAAGCUACGAAACGGCCACGCAUGUAGGAAGUCCAACCUUUUGCUGAUACCCUCCAGAAUGAAGGAAAAAUACACACCUUUAUUCAUGGAUAUCCACAGAUCAACAUUCCCUCGCAACGUGUCAACACUCGGCUCCAAUGUCCACCCGCCUGGCCCACGCCUUCAGUCCCACAACACAUGUGACACGAGACCAAAACAGGAAAUAGCUAAGAGGUUGUCAUGGAAACACGUACCGGGAACCUUUUAGCAUUUUCUAUUCAAAAUGCUCUUCGUACAUGACUACAAUAAUCUUCAAUUUACAUACGUUAUGAGGCAAUGAAAAAAUAGUAACACAGAGAUACUAAGAAAACUAACUUUAAUCAGAUUACUGGUGUAGAAAAAUGAACGCGUUAGAUUACUCGUUACUGAAAAAAGUAAUCCGAUUACAGUAACGCGUUACUAACUAACGCGUUACUGACAACACUGACAACAUUGGUAGGGACGAUAUGGCAUAACCUGCUUGUACACUUUUUGCUGGGGACGGGACAUUCAUGUAAAACACUACUGCUUCUGUCCACAGCCAAACUCGACACUAAAAAUGAAAGCUCCUGUGGGCUGCUUUAAGACCAUAUAAAUAAAAUAAAAACUAAAAAUGGCGAGAAGGGGGUAAACCUUGAGUCGACUUUUGCAGGGUAGCAAGUUCACACAGUUUAAUCUUAUGCUAACUCUAAUGCCGGUCGGACUUUCAGAAACAAAAUUAGUGGUGUGUUCCCCGCUUCCACAACAUUGACCUCUUUUUUACAUUUCUUACAGUGGCUGCUGCUGGCUGAAAAAAAACCUUCUAAUAUCUCUAAUAUUUAAUGUGUGUGUGUGGGGUGGGGGAGUGGUCAAGUCAUCAGCCAAUCAAAUGUGCGUUUAGGUGGAAAAAAUAGACCGGCACACAACAAAUUCCGUGUGGUUUGUUAGUCGUUUGUUAGUUUCGGGGCUCCGGAGUGGCUAACGCUAGCGCGAGUCAAUUGGGCUGACCUAGCGUGCGUAUGCACACAUGGAAAUCAUUGACGACACAUGCAAUCAAGAGUGCAGGUUAGAAAUAUUAAAACUUACCAUUAAAUGGCUAUAAUUGCAGUAUGAAUAGCAACUAGGCUUGCGCCGGUAUGAGAUUUUGAGGGUAUGAUAACCUUAAGCAAAAAUACAGUGGUAUCACAGUAUUGCAAUUAAAGCUCUAAAAUGUUAUUUUGAGAUGUAUGGGCUGCUAAUUUUUUUUUCUUCCAUUGAACAGGAUUUUCUUUUAUUUUUCACAACAUAUUUGCAAAUUGGAACUGCAACAUAAAUAUAAUUUCAAAAUAACACUUUAAAGAUAUAGAGGUAAAACAGUCUCGAUUCAUGGUCAAAAGCAAAAAAAAAAAACAAAAAAAAAACCGUGCAGUUAGCGUUUAUUUUACGUAAAUAUGUCGAAGUACAAUGCUAGUCUGCUAGCGAAUGUAGCUAGCCGCCACCUGUUGUAAACAGCUUUUCCGGUGAAAAUUCUUGUCAAUAAAUGCUUAAAUCCCCGAAUUCUUUAAAGAUAUGGAUGUAAAACAGUCUCGAUUCAAAGCAAAAAAAAAAAAAAUGUGUAGAUAGCAUUUAUUUUACGUAAAUAUGUCAAAGUACAAUGCUAGUCUGCUAGUGAAUGUAGCUAGCCGCCACCUGAUGUAAACACCUUUCCGGUGAAAAUUCUUGUGAAUAAAUGCCCCGAAUUCUUUAAAGAUAUGGUAGUAAAACAGUCUCGAUUCUUGGUUAAAAGCAGGGGGGGGGGGGGGAAAUACAGUUAGCGUUUAUUUUACGUAAAUAUGACGAAGUACAAUGCUAGUCUGCUAGUGAAUGUAGCCAGCUGCCGCCUGAUGUCAACAGCUUUUCCAGUGAAAAUUCUUGUGAAUAAAUGCUUAAUUCCCUGAAUUCUUUAAAAAUAUGGAACUAAAACAGUCUCGAUUCCUGGUUAAAAGUAAAAAAACGUGCAGUUAGCGUUUAUUUCACAUAAAUAUGUUGAAGAAUGAUGCUAGUCUGUUAGUAAAUGUGGCGGCAGCCUUACAGCAAAGAGCUUUUUACGUGGAAAAUAUAAUAAUUACCUUGAAUCCUCGAACAAAUCACUCCUGAGACAAUCCUUCCUGUUUGUAUGCGGUACAGCUUUUGUUCUUUUUCAACAGAAUUCCGGCGUUAGAUCACUGUGAAUAGUGAUCACUUUGUGAAUAGCUUCUCUUGAUGUGGGCGUCCCCCUACUUGAAUGCGAGGCGCAGUGGCAUGACCGAUCUGACCAGUCAGUAUAUUAUACAUUAUGAAGUCUAUGAGCUAAUAUACUGGACUGUCUCAGAAAAUUAGAAUACACAAUAUUCUAAUUUUUUGAGACAGUCCUGCGUAUAUAUAC
Messenger RNA from Corythoichthys intestinalis (scribbled pipefish), 12106 nucleotides. RefSeq names its product family with sequence similarity 110 member B (gene fam110b). The transcript is spliced from 4 exons. NCBI's taxonomy places the organism in Eukaryota, Metazoa, Chordata, Actinopteri, Syngnathiformes, Syngnathidae. The record is from RefSeq and is a predicted model, not a curated record. Bases 6639 to 8036 code for a protein of 465 amino acids.